AGAUUAUGAAAGUAAACACACUUUCAGAAUUUAUGGUGAUGAUAAUUAUGCUAUAAAUAAUACAGAAUCAGAGGAGUUCAGCUCUGAAUCUGACUAUAAUCCAAAGUUGAGAUCAGAGAUCAGAGGUGAAGAAUCAAUAGUGGAUUACUAUUUAAAGGCAAAGAAAUAUAAUGAUAUCAUCAAACUUUGUAAAGGUCAUUUUAGAAGUGAAUUUUAUAGUGGAUUAAUGCAAGAAAAUAUGAGACGUAUUACAAAAAAUGAUUAUUAUUGUGAAUUGGUAGAAAUUCUUAUUCAGGCGAAAAAAGAAUCAGUGACCGGUAUUAUAACUGGGAUUAAAGAUUAUAUCAGUCAGUCUGGCAUUGCUAAUCUGAAUGGGAUGCAAUACUAA
This is a messenger RNA of Funneliformis mosseae, 388 nucleotides long. The record is from the annotation of a GenBank genome assembly. NCBI's taxonomy places the organism in Eukaryota, Fungi, Glomeromycota, Glomeromycetes, Glomerales, Glomeraceae.